This is a messenger RNA of Aedes aegypti (yellow fever mosquito), 5896 nucleotides long. Its product is annotated as protein stoned-B. The coding region runs from base 224 to 4228 and encodes 1334 amino acids. The transcript is spliced from 6 exons. Gene Ontology annotation, molecular function: clathrin-cargo adaptor activity. NCBI's taxonomy places the organism in Eukaryota, Metazoa, Arthropoda, Insecta, Diptera, Culicidae. The record is from RefSeq and is a predicted model, not a curated record. Gene Ontology annotation, cellular component: AP-2 adaptor complex; synaptic vesicle. Gene Ontology annotation, biological process: regulation of endocytosis; synaptic vesicle endocytosis; clathrin-dependent endocytosis.
AUUCCAGCCCAACCGGUUGUACCAGGCACUAGUCAGGACUUCUUAUCGGACUCACAAGAUACUGGUUCGAUCUUUGGGAAGGUACUUACCCCACAGCCGAGCAACUCAAUCGACGAGACUGAUAUCGAUCCGUUCGAUACAUCCUUUGCGAACGACUUGGGACCAGGCAAGACUGAAAUCAAACUUUUAGAGAACGAACUGUUCAGUAGCGGAAACUAGAAAGAUGGCGAAUCCCUUCUUGAUGGACGAUGAGCCAAUGGGUGGCUCGGAACCGGUAUCGAAUCCGUUCCUUUUCGGUGAUGACGCACAAGACGAUGACGGUGGCGCGACGGGGGUGGAUGACAACCCAUUCUUGGCGCAGGCCAGCAACCCAUUUGCGGAUUUUGGUGGUGAGGCGGAAGAACCGAUUGCUGCCGACACAGCUCCAAACAUGAACGAUCUGUUUGGGACUGCGGGUGUCAACGCGGUGGUCACGACCGGUGCCGAAAUCUUCGGAGUGUCCGAAGCGGUGAUGGCACAGAGUUCCCUCUAUCAACAACCUGCGCAAUCCAAUGGUGCUGCCAAUUUCUUCGACACAACAAUCAACGAAGAAGACGAUCUGGUCAUUCCAAAGCCAACGCAUCUACAUCUUGGUCCUCAUACCAAUAACAAUUUGAUGGACGACUCGUUGAUGAACGCCUACUCUAGCGAAGAGGAACUGAAGCAGACAAAGGCCAACCACAAGGCACCACCUCCAAGGCCGAUACCUCCUUCGCAGGCAACGCAGCAGCUGAUCAGCUCGAUUGCCGACCAGCUCGAUCAAACCAGCACAAAUCUACUCCGACAGAUCCCGGCUACCAGAACGCCCAGUCCGGUGUCCAUGAGAGAUCUACACUCUCCCAGUCCAACACCCGAUUUUGGCGAUCUGUUAUCCGUUGGAGAGCAGUUCAAAACCGAGCAACAAAAUCAACAGGAUGAUCUGUUCGGCACUGGUCCGUUGCCAGCCACCGGUAAUGAUAAUCCAUUUGCUGAACCCGCAGUUCCAAUCGCAGCAAAACCCGAAGUUCCGAAGCCUCCGCGCCCAAGACCACCUCCACCGCGCCCAGCUCCUCCACGAAGCUCACUUGCCUCAUCACCAGUCACGGCUCCUCCUCCCAUUCCGCAACCACCAGCUGUUGCUCCAACCGCUCAACCUCAGCAGGAAGCUGAUUUGUUCGAUUUGUUUGGUCCAGCGCCAACGAAAACGGCACCUCCGAAACCACCAGCACCGAAGACCAAAGAAGAUAUUCUAUCUCUAUUCUCAACUCCGGCUCCAGCUGCCGCACCAGCUCCAGAGCCCAAGCAACCCGAUCUGCUGAGCGGUGAUUUCGAUGACAUCUUCGGUGGUUCCCAAGAGCCCACUUCUGCAGAAGCCUUUGUUCCUAAUCUAGCUGAAAAUCUGGUUCAAGCUCAAAUACCAGCUGCUGUUAAAACACAAGAGGUGGAACCUGAACCCGCUGCACCACCAGUGAUUGAGCAACCUAUGGUGGAACCUUCGCCUGAAAUCGUCCUUGAAGCGCCACCACCAUCCGACGAACUCAUAUCACGGUCCGAAGCUUCCUCAGACUUCAGUCCUACGGGAUCCAACGUCACUUCCGGCAAUAUACCAAGCUCCGUAUCGGGAAGUAUUGUUAACAUCGCUGCGGCAGAGAAGGUUGACGAGCUGCCCGAAAUGGAACCGGAAGCAAUGGCAGAUUAUCCAGCGCCUCCUCCGGUAGCAGAACCAGAAGUACCGAUGGAGUACAACCAUGUGGAAGCCGUACCUGUGAGUACUGUAGCGGCUCAACUGUUCUACGCUGAACCUGAGACAACCAUCGCUCCAGUUGCAGCAGAGACCAUCAAUCCAUUUGCGAUGGACGAUGACUCUGAGCCGUAUGUGCCAAGUGCUGAGCCUAUCGUGACCACUACGGCACCAAUGGAUUACGCAAACGAACUGUUCGGAAACACCACCAACAACAAUCUGGGCAGUUCGGUAACGGUUACUGGUCCGGAUUCGUUGGAUAACUUUGCGCAGCCGCAGCAUCAUCAGGAACCGGACGCGUUCGAUUCGUUUGCCGCCAAAUUUGACCUGAAGACAAGCAAGAGCGGUACGAAUAUCUUCCUAGAUGGGGAUCUGGGUAAUGGAACUACGGAUGACGCCUUUGGGACUGGGGAUGCGUGGGGUGCCGGUGACUUUGGAGGUGGCAGUCAGUUUGACGAUGCCGGCGAUGGUUUCGGCAACGAGGGCGAUGACCCGUUCCUGUCGAUGCAAGCGCCACCGGUUCCGGAGGGAACUCCGUUUGGAAGAUCGCACUCGCGGGACUCGGAUGAAGGAAAUCAGUUUAACGUGGUGAUUAGACCGAAAGAAGGGUUGGAGUCGGUGCUAGCUCCGGCUUUGGCUCCUCCACCGAAAAGUCCACAGACGGCUUCUAUCUAUUCUGGCGACUCGUCACCUCGAGUGAAUCCAUUCGACAGGGGAGAUGACGGAGAGGCUACUUUGGCAGCACUUCCAGAUGUAACUCCACAACUCCAGCGGACUGAUUCUCAGGAGACGCCACCGACUCCACUGUUCGAUGAAGACGUUUCCCAGCCUCUGGAGGACUUCCCACGGGUGAUCUACCACGGCGGUGGCUGGGAGAUGCAGUUACGUCAACCGAAUAAGAAGAAGAUCACAGGGCAGCGAUUCUGGAAGAAAAUUUACAUUCGACUUGUCUUCCAAGGGGACAAUCCUGUGCUGCAGCUGUUCAACGCCGAAAAAGAUAAGGAUCCCUUCCAAGAGUUACCACUGCAGGCGUGCUACUCGGUUUCGGAAAUAGGAGCGCAGCAAUAUGACAACUUCGGCAAAAUUUUUACCGUCAAGCUGCAGUACGUGUUCUACAAGGAGCGUCCGGGAGUGAGGCCAGGCCAGGUGACCAAGGCGGAACGUUUGACGAAUAAGCUCAGUCAGUUUGCAGCGUACGCCAUCCAGGGUGACUAUCAAGGAGUCAAAGAACUGGGAAGUGAUCUGAAGAAACUGGGUCUACCGGUUGAACACGCACCGCAGAUAUCGCAACUGUUCAAGCUGGGGUCAAUGAACUACGAAGAUAUGAAGCAGUUCUCGGUUUGUAUUGAGGAGGCACUGUUCAAGAUGAGCGUGCACCGAGAUCGAGCCUUGACCUACAAGAUGGAGGAAGUGCAGGUGACUGCGGUGGAUGAGCUGUACGUAGAACAGGAUGCCGAGGGCCACGUGCACAAGCAGAUUGCUCGGGUUCGACUGUUUUUCUUGGCGUUCCUGUCAGGAAUGCCGGAUAUUGAACUGGGCGUGAACGAUCUGUGGCGCCAAGGUAAGGAAGUCGUAGGUCGUCACGAUAUCAUACCGGUUGUAACGGAAGAGUGGAUCCGUCUGGAAGGGGUAGAAUUUCACACGUGUGUUCAGCAAGAUGAGUACGAGCGAAGUCGAACGAUCAAGUUCAAGCCGCCAGACGCGUGCUACAUCGAGUUGAUGCGCUUCCGAAUCAGACCGCCGAAGAAUCGUGAGCUUCCAUUACAGCUGAAGGCCACGUGGUGCGUUACUGGGAACAAGGUGGAGCUGAGGGCCGACGUUCUGGUGCCCGGUUUCGCAUCCCGAAAGUUAGGACAGAUUCCGUGUGAAGAUGUUUCCAUCCGGUUCCCCAUUCCGGAGUGCUGGAUAUAUCUGUUUAGGGUGGAGAAGCAUUUCCGGUACGGCUCAGUGAAGUCCGCCCAUCGUCGCACGGGCAAGAUCAAAGGUAUUGAGCGGUUCCUGGGUACGGUGGAGACGUUGCAGGAAUCACUUAUCGAGGUGACCUCGGGGCAGGCAAAGUAUGAGCACCAUCACAGGGCGAUCGUGUGGCGAUGCUCGAGACUUCCCAAGGAAGGUCAAGGAGCUUACACAACGCAUCAACUUGUGUGCCGAAUGGCGUUGACAAGUUUCGACCAGAUUCCCGAACAGCUAGCUCCGUAUGCCUAUGUAGAAUUCACGAUGCCAGCUACACAGGCCUCUCAUACGACGGUGAGAUCGAUCAGUGUGCAGGAAUCUGAGAGUGAUGAACCACCGGAGAAAUACGUUCGAUAUCUAGCUAGACAUGAAUACAGGGUCGGAAUAGAGCACACUACGGGCGAAUCAGUGAAUGCGUACUUAGCAGCUACGGCAGUGACGAAACCGAUUCAGGAGGAACAACCGAUGGCAACAACGCCAAUUGCUCCGAGCGAUUCGGACUCGGAUUCAAAUUAAGGAGGAAAACGGUAAGUGUUGUCAUAAAGCAAUACUAAGUUCCACUGAUUAGAAGAAAGUAGUAGUAGGCGAUCCGUUUCCAUGGCAACUGGAAGCCAACGGUUAGUGUAAAGACAAAAUAAUGCUUUCAAAACAAAGAUGCAGCUUGAAUAUUAUAACAAAUGAAUGAUUAUGCUAUAUUUAAUCUAUGAAGGUGAACAAACCAAAUCUGUGAAAAAACGAAACAAAUAUAUACUUAGGUGUUAUUAAAUUAUAUUAGUUUGACAAUAAAGCGCAUUGAUUGAAGCGUGAUGAUUAAGCUUACGAGAAACAAGUGACGAUAAGUAUUACCACAAGUUGUAUCAUUAGUGAAGGAAGUUAGAUUUCAUUGGCGUCAUUUUGUUCAGUGUAUGCGUUUGUUUGUUGAAUUUUUCGAGAAGAGAGAAUAAGUAAUAUACCUUCUUGCUUAUGUAUAAUAAAUUCCCAUCAAAAGUCAAAAAUUGCAUACCAGUCAUUAGUUGAGUAGCGAUUCCUAAUCUUAUAGCAUAUGCAUUCAGAAUACCAAACCAAAUGAAGCAUAUAAUAUUUAUCAUAGAAUACAUAAUUGAUGAAAAUGAAAUCAAGUCUAUAGCGUAACAAUUUGAAAUAUUAUGUAUAAUAUUAUUAUCUUUGCGGUCAAACUAACGUUGAACAGUAAAUUCACACAAAAUCAAUAGAUCUAUAGCAAUUGCAAUAAUUGGUUGAAAAUAUUAGACAUCAAACGAAAUAACUAUAAAGUAUCCCAGAGUCGCCGUUGAUUCUGCUUUUUUGCGGUUCAAUCACCAACAUAUCAGUAGCGUGAAGCAAAUUAGUUCUCCUUAAUGUUUAUCCGAAACCUAUUUCAAUCAAAGUCGUUCGUUUCACGUCGAACGAAGCCAAACCGUUUUAUGUAUUGUUGAAAUCGGAAUCAAAGUAGGCCACGCAUACCUGUGUUGCCAACGAAACGGCGAAUCAAUCGGUAACUGUGAAUCCUCCGUUCAUUUUCUAGGUUUUAUCUGUUUUUGUUUUUUUUUUGUAAACCACAAAAGGGAAAGAUUAUAGUAGAUGGCGAAUAUAUUGAAAUAGUACUGUUAGCAUUUAUUGUACAUGUGUUACUUAGUACACCUAAAGAUUACUAAAAUCUAAAAACUGCAGUAUUGAUGAACGUGAGCAAAUGAACGCAUUGUUGAUUAAUUGAUGAAUACAAAAAAAACUGAAAAUACUCUACCAAAACAAGCGGAAGACCACGAUAUUCGAUUAAGUGUAUUACCGGUUAUGAAUUGAGAAGUUUAAUGCUAUAGAAACAGAAAAUAAAUGUGACAGGUAAUGAUGAGUUACGUGGUGAAACGGAUAUACAAACCAUGUCUCGAAAAUUAAUCGUUAUACAUCUAAUGACAAAUUUAACCACAAACUGAAAACUAAGAUAAAACUUACACUGAUUGAAUAACCAAAGCAACAACCAUCAAAAUGACAACAGCAAAACUAAUCGAGAAUGCAAGUGGAGAAAUAAAAAUAAUAAAACAAAUACUGUAACAAUAGGAUGCGUAGAUCCAUAAACUUGACUUGAAGCUAAUCCAAAGAAAUCUAAUGGAAAUACAUUAUUGAAAAUAUACCCUAUAUAUACAUAUUACUGAGGGAAACGAUAAUAAAAUGAAGAAGAUCAAGUGGAAA